Anopheles moucheti is the source of this 5698-nucleotide messenger RNA. It is a transcript of the gene FAM21, whose product is annotated as WASH complex subunit 2. The record is from RefSeq and is a predicted model, not a curated record. Lineage: Eukaryota; Metazoa; Arthropoda; Insecta; Diptera; Culicidae. The transcript has 4 exons. Bases 1 to 4776 code for a protein of 1591 amino acids.
AUGGUAAGAUAUAUUGAUCUGGCACUCACGCCGGAAGAGCUUUGCAAUCGUAUUCCGAAUUGGUCUCUUGAAUCGGACGGCCAACUGUUGCAGUACAUGGUUUCGAUCGCGAAGAACGUCGAAGACUUGUGCACCAAAACAAGGGAAAAUUUGGACAGCUUGAUGCUAAAUGUAAAACACUCGGAACUGGCAUUAGCGAACGCAACGAAUCAGUUUUCUGCAGUGGAACAGGUGAAGUUUGUUGAAAAUCGCGUCGAAGAAGACGAUGAAAGUUUCUACGGAUUGCGGCGGCGCCGUCAGCAAGUAGAUGAACCGCGCAAGGAAGCAGAACAGGAGCAAGUCGACGAACGGACACUAGACGAUCUGAUCCAGGUAGCAGUGGAACGAUCUACAGAACGAAUGUAUGAAUCGUACGAUAAAUUUCUGCUCCCACUAUCGGACACUGAAUCGAGCGAUGGGGAUUAUCCGCCACCUGCUAGGCGAACGUUAAUGCAAGCGUUACCAGCACCGUACGAUACGGAUCGACGCUUGCCGUUUGUGAUUGGCACGCAAAAAUGGCAAGACAGUUGGCACGUAGGAUUGAACGAAGGAUACGAAUGCAAUUCGGAUCGAAAGGAGGAGUACUCUGACUCACCGAGUGAAACAGAUGACGGAGGAAUGUUUCCAUCUCAACCGAACAGCAAGCAGCACACUCCGUCCGAAUCGGAAAGUUCGAUCUGGGGUACGGAAGGUCGGAAACGGGCACCUUCCCUCGAUCCCAGCAUCACAGGGGACGAUGGAUCAUCCAUUUACUCGUUUGCUAGUUCGUCGAAGGUUCCUCGUACGUUGCCAACCAAGCAAGUCGUGGUUGGAAGGCCGGAGAAUUCCAGGCUGAAACCUCCAAGCUUAUUCCCGGAAGAAUCUCCUCCAGAAGAUGGCCGGCCAUCGAAGAGUGAACGUGGACUGUUUGAUGAUUCUCCGGAGGUGGAUGAAUCAAUGCCAACACCAACACCACAGCCACGACAAACAGUGCCGGUAAAUGACACGACAAAGGCCUUCUUUAAAGGCAACACUCAACCAGCUGCGCGAAAGUUAGUUAACCUGUUCGAUGAUGAACCACCGGAACCGUUGCAAGACCCGUCAGUGUUACCGGAACGAAAGAAAACUAUCAACCUCUUUAUCGAGAGUGACGAUGAUGAGGAGGAAGUUCGGGAAAAUGUUCGCAACAAUAAUCGUGCACCGACGAUCGACCAGAAACAACCGAUAAUGAAACAGGUAUCAAAAAAUCGAGGAUCGGCACUAACGAAUCCUAAACCUAUGCCUGAAUUAAUUGAUGAACUUAACAACAAUUUGCGAAAACAACAUGAACCUUCUGCUGGGUCAGAGCUGUCGCGAGUUGUUUCUACGGAAGGCAAUCGACAUCGUCCAACAGUAAAUAAUCAACGGCCUGAAACGAAUCUAUUCGACGAUGAACCUCCGGUAGAUACUUUCGAUCAGUUGUUUAAUGCGGCAAAGCCUUCCAUUAAGCCAACUGUUCGACCAGUAGACACGCCAGCACCACAGGUGACCACAAGUGGAUUAAGGGAUAAAAUAAUCGUUAAUCUAUUCGCGGAAGAUGACGAGGACGAUUAUGGCGGUAUUGUGGUGGGUAGCAAUGAAACGAAGCCGCAACCAAAAUCUCCCCAACAAGGAACACAAAAUAUGUCUGGUCGUAUAAUGCUACCUAAACCGGCAGACCGGUUGCCCGUGGGAAAGAAGAAAUCUAUCUUUGAUGAAUCGGAAUCUGAGGAGGAUACUGAGGCUGUUUUGUUUGGAGGUUCCGGAGAUGUGAAGCCGGUUGCAACAAAACCAAAUGCUACACCAAAAGUGAUCAAAUCUAUCUUCAGUGAUAGCUCCGAAGCGGAAGAUGACGAUGAUGAGGCGCUGUUUGGCAAAUCCUCAAAUAUCUUGAAGAACAAACUAGAUGCAUUGAAACGAAAUGUUGGUACAGCGGGAGCACAUACCGAACAAAUUCCCCCGAUGAAGACGGAAAACAACCUUCCGAGCAAAAGUAAAUCACUGUUUGAUGAAGAUUCCGACAGUGACCAACUUGUCCCAAAUGAUCAACCAUUGGUCGGAAGCUUAUCAAAACCAGCUGCAGUGUUGGAGCCUGUUAAAACUACGAAAAACGCUCCGAGAGUAUCUUUAUUUGAUGAUGAACCACCGUCUGACGAUGAAGAUGCACUGUUUGGCAAAAGUACUACAAGUAAAGCUAUUCCGCAAUCUCGUUUGAAUCGUGUGGAAGAUAAACCGAACAAAGCAGUUGUCUUAGACAAACCAAAAUCGGAAGAAUCUGAUACUCGGAAUAAUGAAGUUCCACAGCAACCUGCUUCAAACGAUGAACUUUUUGCCGGCGUUCAAUCUCAUGAAAGCGUUCCCAAACAGUCACCGGAAUCGAUCAAAUCUCAACCCCCUCCAAAAGAAGCUGUCGUCGAUCCAAUUAAUAUACGAAGCUUGAUAUUGAAGAAAUCCAUUUUCAGUUCGGAUUCGGAAAGCGAAGAGGAUGAUUCUAUUUUCGAUAGCGUACCAAAAAGUGCGGCAAUUAUGAAGAAUACAACGACUUCACCGGAGACUAAUGUAAUGGUAGGCGACAAGGAAAUAUCCGUGGCACAGGAAGAAUCGAGUCAGAUGCACGAUACACCAUCCAACGUGGUACCAUCAAUUGAGAUAAAAGCAAAUGUUGAAGAUGAUACAAAAACGAAUGAUUGGCAAAACGAAGAAAAUCCUUCACAAUCCAUAAAAAACUCCGUACAGGAAGAGUGUAAUGACGAAGUUCAAAUCGAGUCAGCCGAUCCAAUUCCAUUCGAGGCAUCGACGUCUAAGAGCGGUAACGAACUUUCCCGCGAUGGUAGGACGAAUAGUAUUGAAGAAAAGGAUGAAUUGCCUCAAACCGAACCAUGUGAUGAAGUGCAAAACUCUACAGCAACUUUAGUAAUUGCAAUUCCCAGUAAUAAUGUUCUCGUGGAUACCGAUCGUAAUGAAGUCUUUGUGGAUGAAAGAGCAGUGAAUUUGGAAAAGAAUCACAUCGAACCAACCGAAAUUGAAGAAAAGUCACACGGAGGAGAUGAAUCGAGUACGGGAAUGAUGAUAGCAAACGAUAUAGAUUAUUAUCUGCACACGAAUGAAACUACUAAAGACGAGAGUAGUAAACCGGCUAUAGCUGGAUCAGUAAUUGAGCAACCACCACCAACAGCACCUCUGACGCCUCCUUCAGCAAAGUCUGAACCAAAAAGUGCCUUAACAUUCAGCCCGAUUGGUUUGUUCGAUGACGUGCCACCACCGGAUGAUGGUGACGAAACGGACGAUGCGACACAACAUCGACAACACCCGCAUAACACCGUAUCCGGUGAGCCAGUGUUGCCAUCGAUCAUGGACGAUACAGCUAGCUACCCAACAGAAUCACAAUCGCUUAAUUUCAUACCGAAUAGUGGAGCUGGUGGCAACCGUUCACGGUAUCUCUUUGACGAUGAACCACCACCGGAUGAAGCAGAUAACGCCAGGACAAAGUCUAAUUUUGAUGAUCCGUCGGCCGGUCGGAUGGGUAGCUCAGUUAAUAAAGGCCUGUUUGAUAACGUCGCUCCUGCCUCGUUACCACCGAUGGUGGAGGACAGCAAUCGUGUAGAUUCCAUCAAACCUGGCCGUCUAAAGAUUAACAAAUUGAACACCAAAAUAACUAUCAACGUUGCAGCCCUACUGCCCGGCGCAAGAAGAUCGACCGGUAAUGCUAGUAGUUCACCGGAGAAGGUCUUCAAUGAUGUGAAUAAUGAUGCGACCACUGCUGAUCAUAAGAAAUCGGCACAGUCCGGAGAUGUGUCAACUAGUGAAAAAUUAACAAGCUUAAACAAGGGCAGAGCAAGAAUACCUACGAAACGCAAACCUCCUUCUCGGCAUAACCUGCGCGCAGGAACAGGAAGUUCGUCCGUGCUUGAUUCCCCCAGCGCAGAAGAACAUAUCCAAAACGAUGUUAAGAAACCAACGGCAGAUGAUCGUAUUGUCGUUGGAUCGGAAGGCAAAAUAGAGCACAUUGAAGCCGGGCUACCGCAAACGAAUUUCCCACCACAGAAUCAUCUAUCUUCGCCGCCCAAAGUGGUACAGCAAAGCGUACAGAAGCGUAAUAAUGACCCAUUCGUUGAUCGUUUGAGUGCGAGUGUGCGAAACCCAACGAAACGAUCGGUGCUACCUGAUGGUACUGAAGGUGCUAAGACGGUGCCAGUCGUUUCGGUUCAGAAAACAACGGCAAAGCCAUCGACCAAAUCCAUUUUUGACGAUAGUGAUAGUAACGAUGAGGAUAACGAUGUGUUCUCCAGCAAAUUACCUUCCAAGGCGGUUCCUGUAAAGAAACCAGCUCCGGUACAAGAAGCAGCGACCAAACUACAGCCAACUAAUGUUGGUAGCCGAAGCAUUUUCGUUUCCGAUGAUGAAGACGACACUGUUGCUAACGGUGAAGCUGAUCUUUUUGGUACGAAAGUAUCGUCCAUUGCUGGCCAGCUAAAGUCUAAAGGUGUAGAUGCGGUUGCGUCGCGUGCGGGACCUAAAACGGAACGGAAGGGUCUGUUCGACGAUGACGAUGAUGGCAGUGACGAUGAUGAUGAUCUGUUCGGGAGUAAAUCCAGAACUACCUCCAAAGUUAACACCCAUCAGCCGCAAUUGGAUCAAACAAAGGCGGUAAGUAGAUCCGUUCCAAUCAUAACUAGACCUCUUACGACCACCACUCAAACGGGUGAUGAUCCGUUGGCAGAUUUGUUAGCCGAUUCGUGAAACACGGUACAUCCACGGCAGCCGGGUAUGAAACGAUUGAGAAUUCGCUUAAUUCCCGCUGUCUCCGGGGUUUCGAGUUUUUUGGUAUUAUUAGGUGAAUAUGCAAUUUAUAACAUAUAACGGCAAGAAUAAUUGAACAAAACAGCGCGUGUUUUUUUUUGCUAUGAAGGGUGUGGUUGGAGCGGCAUUAAGUAUGUACUCCCACAAACCAUGAUCAUUAUUGUUAACUGCCUACCGCUUAUGCUAUUGUUAUCUAGUCAGAUAAAGGAAAUUGAACUUGCAUGAAGCAUGUAUAUCCAUUUAUUUAGCCUCCCCUUUCAAUUCUAAGUUCCGGCACCGGUGUAAGAAGGCUUUUCUCCCAAGUACAUCAAAUCACAUUCCACAUCUUCGGAGAUGUCUAACAUACAAUUUCAUCGAAACAAUGCACAUUAAAUGUGAGGUAGCGAGUGAUCGAUAUAAAAAAGAGGAAUUUAUUAGCUAAAACUGUGCAUCUAUUCCAUUGUUUGUUGUUCAGAUUUGUAGAAGUUAUGUUUUGUUUCUUUAUACUCCAAUGUAGCAUAAAAUCCACCAAUUCCUUUUGUUGGGAUAAAUAAUGCACUCGGGCGCGCACAGGACGGGUGUGAGAAGUUGUUAACCAAAUUUUAUUGUAUAAAAAAGCAAAGAUAUAGCAGAAGCGGAAAAGGAGUAGAAAAUGAAACACAAUAAGUAAAAUAAAUCAAUUAUCUAGAUAUAUAGUAAUGUUUAACAAAGAUCCUUGUAUAGCUUUAGAAAAAUAGAAUUAACUAGUGUUGGGUGAAUCUGAUCUGGUUUUAUGAGUCUUUGAACCGAAUGAAAGGCUCCAAAUCGUUAUUCUAAAGAUUCAAGAACCAUCAAAGAUCGCAACAUGAUUGUUAAGAUUCAUUAAUAAGCUCAACAGUGGAAG